Anopheles coustani is the source of this 1452-nucleotide messenger RNA. RefSeq lists its product as uncharacterized. The transcript has 6 exons. Gene Ontology annotation, biological process: glutathione metabolic process. The record is from RefSeq and is a predicted model, not a curated record. The coding region runs from base 1 to 1395 and encodes 464 amino acids. Gene Ontology annotation, molecular function: glutathione transferase activity. Lineage: Eukaryota; Metazoa; Arthropoda; Insecta; Diptera; Culicidae.
AUGCCGAACAUUGUGUUUUACACACUGGAUUUGAGUCCCCCGUGUCGCGCCAUUGAACUGACGGUGAAGGCGCUGGGUUUGGAGUUGGAGCGAAAGACGGUGGACGUGUUGGGGGGUGCCCAUUUAAAACCUGAGUUUUUAAAACUAAAUCCGCAACAUACGGUCCCGGUGCUAGACGACGAUGGAACGAUCCUGAUCGAGAGUCACGCCAUCAUGAUCUAUUUGGUACGAAAGUACGGCAAGGACGAUACGCUCUACCCGACGGAUCUGGUCGAGCAGGCUCGCGUCAACGCCAUGCUGUAUUUUGAAACGGGAGUUUUGUUUGCCCGGAUCAGGUUCAUUACCGAACACGUCUUUUCCAGACAUCACGCCGAUAUACCGGACGAUCGGAUCGAGUACGUUCAGGCGGCUUAUCGAUUGCUGGAGGACAGCUUGACGGAGGACUUUGUGGCCGGUCCGAAGAUGACGAUCGCCGAUUUCAGUUGCAUCUCCACGGUGGCCUCCCUGAUGGCCUUCAUACCGAUGGAGCAGUCGACGCAUCCCAAAAUCUGCGCCUGGGUCGAGCGCAUGAAGCAGCGUCUUCCGCACUACGAGGAGCUGAACGGAAAUGGAGCUACCGCAUUGGCGAAGGCCAUUCGCACGGCACAGGAAGCCAACCUUCUUUUGCGACUCUCCAUCGCGACGGUUCCGUUUGUUUUACGCGGUUCUUUUCCUCUCGAGCUCAAUAUGACGAAGCUGGUCCUGUACACUCUUCAUCUGAGCCCUCCGUGCCGUGCGGUGGAGCUUACCGCGAAGGCUUUGGGGCUGGAGUUGGAGCAGAAGGAAGUGAACUUGCUCGCGGGCGAUCAUUUGAAGCCGGAGUUUUUGAAGCUCAAUCCACAGCACACGAUUCCGGUGCUAGUAGAUGCCGAUGGUACGGUCGUUAGCGAGAGUCACGCGAUUAUGAUCUAUCUCGUGACAAAGUACGCCAAGGAUGACACGCUCUACCCGAAGGAUCCGGCCAAGCAGGCACGCGUCAACGCUGCGUUACACUUUGAAUCCGGUGUCCUCUUCGCUCGGAUGCGGUUCAUUUUUGAACGCAUUCUGUUCUACGGAAAGUCGGACAUUCCCGAGGAUCGCGCCGAGUACGUCCAGAAGUCGUACCGUUUGCUAGAGGACACCUUGACUGAGGACUUUAUCGCCGGUCCGGGCAUUACGAUUGCCGAUUUCAGCUGCAUCUCAACCAUCUCGUCGAUCGUGGGCGUUGUGCCGAUGGACGAGGCCGAGUAUCCGAAGAUUUACGGCUGGAUCGCGCGCUUGAAGCAAUUGCCGUACUACGAGGAAGCCAACGGGGGUGGUGGAACUGCACUGGGCAAGUUUGUUCUCCAGAAAAGGGAGGAGAAUGCCAAGGCGUAGAAACGGUUGAUGGAAGAUUUAAUUAUUCCGUUUGUUGAAUGCUAAUGAAGUCGUGGA